AUGUUGUAUGCAAAUCAGUCGCAAACCAACAUCACUGUUGGACUGCAGUAUCAGGAGCUACUGGGAACAGUGUUGUUUGCCAUUCUGACUUCAGUGCCAUGCUGUGUGUGUCUUUCCAUUAAUGGGACCAUGUUAUUCACCUUGAGGAGUAAACCUGUGUUUCGAGAGACCUCCCGUUACAUUCUUCUGUAUAACCUCCUUUUUGCAGACACUGUACAAUUGGCACAGAGUCAGUUAAUGUACAUUCUGGCUGUUUGUAGAUUAAGGCUGACCUAUCCUGUGUGUGGUUUUCUCACCAUGCUCGCCAGUCUCACAAAUAAGAUCUCUCCUCUCACACUGGUGUUGAUGUCUCUGGAGAGAUAUGUAGCUGUGUGCUACCCACUGAGGCACGCUACCAUCAUCACUAUCAGAAACACUGGGGUGGCUGUUAUUGUGGUUUGGGCAUUUAGUUCAGUAAAUGUCCUCACUCAAGUUUUAUUGAUGUUAAAUUUUUAUUUUGAAAACCCAGAGAUCCUGCAGAUGAAAGACUUUUGUGGCAAAGACAGUGUGAUGCUUGAUCCAAUAUCAGAUGUUUAUGAUAAAGCCUACACUUGUUUUUUGUUUAUAUCAGCCGCUAUGGUAGUCACUUGCUCCUAUGUUGGUGUGAUGAUAGCAGCCAGAUCAGCCUACACAGACAAAGCUUCAGCCCAUAAGGCACGUAACACACUGCUGCUGCACCUCGUGCAGCUGGGCCUCAAUCUUUCCUCAACUAUACACAACCCAUUGCUUAUAGCUAUCUCAAAAAUCCUAGACAGGAUAACAAGUGUGCGCAUACAGAUUGUCCUUUAUGUGUGUAUUAUCAUCCUUCCCAGAUGUCUGAGUGCUCUAAUCUAUGGAAUCAGAGACCAGACCAUCAGACCUGUUCUCAUAUACCAUCUGUAUCAUCUGUGCUGUCAGUGGAGACGCUCACUGUUUCUCUAA
Molecule: messenger RNA, 960 nt
Organism: Thunnus maccoyii (southern bluefin tuna)
Lineage: Eukaryota; Metazoa; Chordata; Actinopteri; Scombriformes; Scombridae
Product: odorant receptor 131-2-like
Exons: 1
Coding region: 1-960 (319 amino acids)
Biological process (GO): G protein-coupled receptor signaling pathway
Cellular component (GO): membrane
Molecular function (GO): G protein-coupled receptor activity
Source: RefSeq, a predicted model, not a curated record